This is a messenger RNA of Closterium sp. Yama58-4, 927 nucleotides long. NCBI's taxonomy places the organism in Eukaryota, Viridiplantae, Streptophyta, Zygnematophyceae, Desmidiales, Closteriaceae. The record is from the annotation of a GenBank genome assembly.
AUGCGACCAGCGACGCAGCAGGAAGAGGCGUUUCUGGAGAUGGAGGAGGAAAUUGAGGCCAUCGAGAUCAUGAAUCUCGCAAACGAUCCACCGCCGAUAGAAGUUACCGAAGAAGUAGAGACAUUUAACCAGGAGGAAGAGUUGAGAAAGUGGAAUGAAGCUCAGCUUCAGGACCGCCUGUGCAUGGAGGCGGAGGAGCAUUUCGGGUUUGAGGAGGUGGCAGCGAGGCGGGCUCUGGAGGAGCUGUACCGGCCAUAUGAGAAAAACCUUGACUAUAUGCGCACCGUGCAGAACGGCGCCUUCCUGCUGGUGGACGAGCAGCGUGCGGAGCGGGCAAGCUACCGGGAGCUGGUGGUGCUGCGGCAUGCGACUGAGCGGCUGCUACGUGUGGUGGACACGUCCAUGCACUCCGUCAUCCAGAGAGAGCGGCAUGCAGCGCGCAGAGAGCUAGCAGCAGCACAGAGGGCGAGGCAGGAGGCGGAGGUGAGGCAGCAGCGGUGUAGGCGGCUGGAGAGGGAGCUUGGCGAGGAGAGGAGCCAGCAUGCUGCCGUUGCCGCUCUGCUGGAAGCGGAGAGGGAUCGCAGCACUUGCCGCAUCUGCUACACCAAGGAACGGAACGUGCUCGUUCUCCCAUGCAGUAAGUUACUGGCACUCAUCCCAAUUUGCAUGCUCGUCCGCGUCUUCUGCUCGUUGCCUUAUGGGCGACAAUUAUUUGUCUGUUCCUCUCUCCCCCUGAACCCCCACUCUUUUCCCACUCACCCCGACCUUGCCCCCCCUGUCUCAAAAUCCCCCUGCCGAUCCCCUAACGCUCCAGUGCACUUCCAGUUUUGUGGUGACUGCAUGGCACAGCAUCGUCAGCAGAAUAACAGCUGCCCACUCUGCCGCUCCCCUCUCAGCGGCCUGCUGCACUGCCAGCUGCAGCGUUGA